Molecule: messenger RNA, 2288 nt
Organism: Argiope bruennichi
Lineage: Eukaryota; Metazoa; Arthropoda; Arachnida; Araneae; Araneidae
Gene: S2P
Product: membrane-bound transcription factor site-2 protease-like
Exons: 9
Coding region: 171-1613 (480 amino acids)
Biological process (GO): regulation of response to endoplasmic reticulum stress; membrane protein intracellular domain proteolysis
Cellular component (GO): membrane; cytoplasm
Molecular function (GO): metalloendopeptidase activity
Source: RefSeq, a predicted model, not a curated record
ACCGCUGAAUGUGAAUUGUGUUUCGUUUCUUCUGACGUCUGUUAGAUUUCUGUGAUUCAUUUUCGUUAUCAAGAAUUGUAAUCCAAAAUUUUUAGUUUACUAUUUAAUUACGCACAAAGAUAGUUCGUUUGGUACUUUUUCGAGAAUAACAGUUUAGUAUUAGAUUCGGAAUGUCUAAUUUGUUUUUUCUCGGAUCUCUGAUCAUCGUUUUUGGGAUUAUUUACUUUUUAGAUUUGAUGUUCAGGAGCUGUAUGCUUUUUCCUUAUAUAAAGUUCCUCCAUGAUACAGGGAUAGUCAUUAAGCCCUUGACAAUUUGUUGGGAAACAACAUGCCUAAAUCGUACAUUUAUGAGAUGUGGUAGCAUCAAACCUAUCUGCUUGAGAAGAUGGUUUCAAGUUGGUGCCUUUGUUGUAUCUUUGUCUGUGAUACCUGCUCUUUGUAUAUUAUUUAUUCCAGUUUUUCAGUUUUUGAGCUAUGAUGACAGGACUCCCAUAUUCAUGCCGAUUAUUCCCGGGUUAAAUCUUCCAUAUUCACAACUGUUGUACUAUUCAUUUUCCCUGUUCAUAUGUGUAACAGUUCAUGAAUUUGGGCAUGCAUUAGCUGCUAGCAGAGAAAAAGUACCCAUUGAAGGAUUUGGCUUAGCUAUUUUUGGUAUUUUUCCUAUGGCUUAUGUCAGAAUGUCUGUAGAACAUUUGAGACAGAUAAAUAUAUCACAGCAACUUCGCAUCUAUUCUGCUGGAAUAUGGCACAAUUUGGUUUUAGCUGCUGUUGCUUUGGCUCUUUUGUCAACCAGUCCUUUCAUUCUUAAACCAUUGUAUCAACAAGGAAAUGGAGUUACUGUCAUUGAUGUGAAACAAGAUUCUGGUUUAGGUCAAAAAGGUGGAUUAAUGAAAGAAGAUACUCUAAUUGGGGUAAAUGAGUGUCUUGUGCAAACUGAAAAUAAUUGGAAAAGUUGCAUUCACCAAGAAUAUGCUAAACUUCAGUCUGGAUUUUGUGUUCAUGAAGCCUUCUAUAAGAAAGAAGACAUUGCAGUUAAGAAAAAUGGAACAUCAUCAGAUUGCUGCCCCGAGACUAAUAAAAAUAUGUGUUUCCGUUUUUCAGAUCAUGAUUUGGAUCAGCUUAUGUGCCUUCCUGCAAGAGAAUUGGCGGAAAAUGCCAAGAUGUGUGUAGAUCAUCAAGAUUGCUGGCGGGAAUUUUGUUUAAUACCAGUCUUAGAGUCCAAGUCUGAGAGAUUUCUGAGAAUUAAACUCUCUUCUAAAAGGGCUGUGUUUUAUGUUGGUCCAAUAGAGGAAAUUUUCUCUUCAGUUGCAGUUAGCCCUUGGGUUUCUAACUAUGCAGCAGUGUGUUAUGCAGAUAUGUUUGAACUUCUACUCGGAUAUAUAUUCUCUUUUUCUUGUGGUUUAGCUAUUCUAAAUACCAUUCCAUUAUUUUGGUUAGAUGGGAAUUACAUUAUCGAAUGUGUUAUUAAUGGAUAUUUGAAAUCAUUUAUUUCUGAAUUUUCAUGUCGUUACAUGCUUAUAUUUACUUUUAAAAUAGUUGGUUGCAUAGGAUUAUUAUUUUCUAUACUUAUUAGUCUUCUUAAAUUUGAUAUAUACAAAUUUAAUGAAUUUUAAAUGCUGUAUUUAUAAUAAAAAUCUUCUUGCUGAAAUAUGGACUUAAUUGAAAUUGAAUUUAACAUACAUAUAAAAAACAACAAAAAAAGUAAUAUUUGAAAAAACUGAGUCUUUUAAGAAAAAUUGUUCGGAUGUAGCAGUUUAGCAUUUAAUCAAAUAGAGUAGAAAUGGCACUUUCUACUGACUCAUUUAAUAUGAAAUUAUGAAACAAUUGUUUGGAAAUAUUUUGGUUAGAAUUGAUGAAAUAAGACCAUGGCCAUAAGUCUGACGAUGUUUAGCCUUGCUAAAGUUUAGAGUUUUGGGAGAUAUUUUUACACUUAUAUGUAUUUUUUCAUUCUAAAUAGUAUUUAUUCAACAAUAUUUAAAUUAGUUCAUUGUGAUUAUAAUAAUAAUGGGAAAGUAUAAGUUGCUGACACAAAUUAUCACAGAGAUACCACAAAUAACUAGUUAUUCCAUUAGAGUUGAUAAUAAGGCUUAGAAAAUUUCAUUUAAGCUGAAAUUAAAUUUUCAAAAUAUUUGCUUGUUUUUCAAAUGCGAGAAUUGUGAAUGCUGAAAUCAUUAAAAAAAAUAUUUUUAUUCAUAUAUCAGGAGUUUUAAAAAAUCAUAAACCGUUUUUGUGAAUCCUUAUUAUUUACAAACAGAUUAAAUACAAAUGAAAUCUCUCUUUACUGUUCU